This is a messenger RNA of Polypterus senegalus (gray bichir), 3354 nucleotides long. Its product is annotated as proline-rich transmembrane protein 1-like. The coding region runs from base 209 to 721 and encodes 170 amino acids. Gene Ontology annotation, cellular component: membrane. Lineage: Eukaryota; Metazoa; Chordata; Cladistia; Polypteriformes; Polypteridae. The transcript is spliced from 2 exons. The record is from RefSeq and is a predicted model, not a curated record.
UCGGUUUUUGAAAGAAACAGUAGUCUCACUCCUCAUCUUUCUCACUUAUUAUUGGGUUGAUGUAUUUUUCUUAGUUGCUUUACGAUUACCGAAGACGCAAUUGGUGUGUGUAUUAACUUGGCGCUGAGUGUAGUCAUCUGUACCACACACACAUUUUUCAUUUCGCUUAGUAGAAGAAGACAAGGUUCACGCGCUUUGGAGCAGUGAAAUGAGCAGGCCAUACCCGGACUCCAGCCCAUAUCCUACUGACCCAGCGGCAUGGGACCCGGAGAACAAAUUCAGUGCCAAUAUCGCACUUCCACCUUAUCAGGAGCCAUCUGCUGGGGGCUUCGGCGGGGUAAAUCAAACAGGUUACCCUACAGUAGCGCAGCAGAAUGUUUACCCUUUAGUGCCAGGACAGUAUGGUACGAACCCGAUUGGCCAUCCGGCAGCGGUCACCGUUCAACCAGGUGUUUGCAUAACUCAAGUCCCGCCUGCCCACCCGGAGCAUGACUACUUGGGGUACUCCAUCUUCACCAUGCUUUGCUGUUGUCUUCCAAUCGGAAUUGCCGCUCUCAUCUAUUCCAUAAAGACCCAAGAUGCCAACAAAGCUGGGAACCUGGACCUGGCAAGAAAACACUCCCGAACUGCCCGCGUUCUGAAUCAUACUGCCCUGGGCAUCGGCAUCUGCAUCCUCGUUAUUUGGAUCGGCACUGUGAUUGCAAGAAAUGUUAUACAUUGAGUUUUCUGCCUUGUAAGUCAUCGUUGCUCUGCUGAUGAACUGAUGAUAAAAAAAUUCUACUGCAAGAAUAUUUCGUAGUGCUUUAGUUUUGUUUCCAAAAAAAAGGCCUUCUGUAACAUGUAUGGAGUAUAUAAAUCAAAAGAAAUUCUGAUUCAAAUGCUUUCAAUGUAAUUUUAUAAAAAAUAUUGAUUUACCUAAUGCCCAAACUUGAACUAGAUGGUUUAAAGUAAUUAUUUCAAUUCUUGCAGAUAUUUGCUGGAAUUUCAAGCAACAAAAUCAUUGUGCUCCUGUGUAGCUCUGCGUAUCCACCUUUAGUUGAUAUGAGGUUUCACCAGGAAUUAAUACUGUAUAGAGAGCGAUAAUGGCUUCAGGCACACAGAAGUAUAGGAUGGGUAGCCCCCGUGAGAGCAAGUGCAUGUCUAAUUGAAAGUGUAGCUAUUGACAUUCUACAUUACAAAAGGGACAAGAAUAAAAUGCACAUCCCAUCCCCUGUCAGGUGGAAUCUCAUGAGUUGUAAAUGCAUGUCCAGUGCUGUCCUGUUGUGGUGAAACGGCACCUUCCUUCAGAUCUGUCUUUGGGGAAUUUCACUUUGAUUUUAUAACAAACUUCAGAUGAAUGUAUUGCUGAUAUGCCUGCUACCUUAUUAAACGUAAAUGUUGUAUUAUGCAAACUAUUUGGUCUGAAUGCUUUUUUGUGAAUUCUACAGAGUCAAGUAUAAUGUACACAUUCCGUUUAUUGCGUUAUAGCUUUAAAGGUGUCGUUUACCGUCUUUAAUAGGUUUGUUUAGUAAAACACUAAUCAGGGCUCAUAUUGAAACCCCACACUUACAGUAUGUCUGUUGCUUUGAUUAAUAAUCUGUUGUUCUUUCUCCAAAAUGUGUAUUUUCCAAGAGACUCAAAAAACUGAAAAUCUAAUGAUCUACUAUGUUUUUAACAGCAUAUUGAGGGUUGCCAUUGUAUUUUCCAAAAUUGUUCUUUCCUUCAAUGAGAAAAAUAACCUUCUUACAUGGCCUACUUUUAUGAUGUGGUCUUUGGCCUUUUACUUUCAUACUCACUAGGGGUUGGAUUAAGCAGCCUCAUUUCCUUAAAUUAGAAAUACAUCGCCACACUGCAACACAAUAGUCUCAUCAUUUUCAGGUUAAACGCAUGCACUGGAAGUCACACAUUAAUAUAUCAUGAGAGAACAAUACAGAAUGUCACUUCAUUUUGGGCUGUAGAAAUAAUUUAUGAAGAAAACAAAAACAUGCAAAUACUCAAAGAACAUUGUGCUCAUAGAAGGAGUGAGGUUUAUUUAAAAUGCAUUCAAGAUAAGGGCGGUUCAACUUAACAAUAUUAAGGUAUAUCGAUUUUCACAAGCAGCAGAUAUAAAAAUGGUUUGUUUCAUCGAUAGUGGCCUGGGAGGUGUGAUAAUGAAGGGACUUGUACCUUUAAACAAUGACAAAUCAUUGCACAAUGUUAAAGACUUUUAGUUGCAAUCAGAAAUAUUCAACCCCUUCACCUCAAAAGACAUUAUAGUGAUAUGAAUCAAGAUUAAUGAAAUUUUAUGACAAAAAUCCUCAUUAAACAAUAAAAUUAAGUUAUUUUGAGAGCAUAAAUUCUCUUAAGUUUGAGUUCAAGUGAGAAAUGUAACUCUAUUCAUAAAUAUUCGUGUGCACUUUUAUUCAACAGCCAGCUUCAGUACUUUGCAGAGCAUCCUCUAGUCUUUAUAACUUCUAAUAAUCAUUUUCCAUAAGUGCUGUCAAGCUUCUUGCAUCUCUCUGUUGGAGUCUUCGCCCAUUCAUCACAUUCAAAAGCCUCUAGCUCAUUGAUAUUCAAUGGUGUCCAUGCUACAACUGCCUUCUUUAAAUCCCACCAAAGAUUUUCAAUGGGAUUUAAGUCUGGGGACUGAGAAGGCCACUCAAAGGGCAUUACAGGAUCAAUUUCUUAACCAAACUUUGGUUAACUUUAAUGUGCGCUUUGGAUUAUUGUCUCACUGGAAAGUCCAAUGAUCUCUACGAUUCAAUUUGUGAACAAAACGCAUCACAUUCCUCUUUAAAAUGGCCAGUUAUUUCAAGAAAUCCAUGAUGCCAGUUACACAGUCAAGAUUUCCAGUUUCUGCAGCAGAAAAAUAUCCCCACAUCAUCAAUGACCAACCUCCAUACUUGACUGUGGGGAUGGUAUUCUUUUGGUGAUAAGCCUGAACUACCGCUGGUCCUUGUGUCUAAACAGUUUCAGUUUAGUUUCAUCAGUCCAUUGAACCGUUACCCAAAACUCUGUAGGCCUGUCCACAUUUCUCCUGGUAUAUACUAGUCGACCUUUGAUAGUCUUUGUGGUCAAGAGUGGAGUGCAUCUUGGAGUGCAGCCAUGAAGUCUUUGUUUAUUCAGUGCUCAUAUUACAGUUGCUAAUAAAACGCUGUGGGUGUUUUGCAGUUUUCUUAGUUGUUCUGACUAAGCUUUUAAGGGCUCUUGAUGAUCCUUUAGGCUUUCUCCCUCAGCCAGACAGGUUUGCAGAUGUGCCAUAAGUUUUAAACGUCCCUAUACUGCCUCCAGUGGUGCCUCUAGGAAUGUUCAAGUUUUGGGGGAUCUUCUAAUACUCAAAACUUUUUGUUUUUUGUUUUUUGUUUUUUCUGUCCCCCCUGGCCAUUGAACCUUACU